CUCGCCAACCCGCCCACGCUUCGUCAAACCAUCCCCCUUCAUUUAAAAAACACACGAAAGAAAAAAUCAAACCUUUGAAAAUUUUCAAUCUCCCAUCUCAGCUCUCCACCUCCCUCCUCAUCCGUUCUCCUUCCGCCAUUAAUCCUCUUUUUUUCUGAUCUCCAGUCCACGCAGGCGCCGCCCCAAUAGACCAACUUAUCCCCCACUUCGCAAGCCAACAACUUUCUCCAUCGUUGACGGAAGAGCAGCUGAUCGUUUCACAACACAGACAACAGAGAUCGAUGAAGCUCUGGAUCAAAAUAAUCUCCGCCGCCAUCCCCACCGCCGGCCUCCUCCUCCUCCUCACAAUCCUCCUUAUCCCCCACCGCCGGCAGCGGCGGCGGCAGCUCAUCAACCCACAAGCCUCCCUCCCCCAAAUCCCCGAAACCGCCGCUAAAUCAAAAUUCCCCCUUUCCUACAAAUCCGUAAACGGCGCAUGGAAUAGCCACCGCUUCCACCAUCUUAACCACCACCACCACCACCAAACUCCGUCUUCUCCGUUCAACUGGAAAGAACACCCCCGGCUCAUCUCUGAGGCGGCGGAGAGUGGCUGGCCACGCUUCGCCUUCUCCUCCUCCAUCAUCCGGCCUUCUUCCAGUCCCCUUUGGGCUUUCUGCCCCGCAUGCGACGGAGGGAUACAGCGUGAAGCGGCGGCGAGCGGCUGGGAUCUGCCCUCCGGUUCGUCGGAGUUCAUGCAGACAGUGAGACUCAACGCUGCACCGAAGAAAACCUCCGACGAGGUAUCCUUCUCCUUUGUCAGAACCAGCCUCCCUCUUCCCGGCCCUGCGUUGGGCGGCAGCUCCUUUCCCCAAGAAGCCUAUUUUGAAAUCACCAUCCUCUACCUCCAGCCACUGAAAAAGCUUCAGGAAACUUCAAGUAAGCGGGUGAAAGAACGAGAAACCGAUCGAUCAAAGCUUAUCAGAGAGGAUUCCAUCAGCGCUUCAGCUCCCAUGGUAUUUAAUCCUCAAGAACCCGCUUCCAGAACAGAAGAAAAUCGAGAUCUCGCAGUCUCCUUAGGUCUAACCAACAGAGCAUCAAUGUCGAACCAGUUCAUGCCGGGUACUUUUCCGGGAUCGAUUGGUUUCCAUUCCAACGGCUCCGUUUACCUUGAUGGAAGAAAACUGGUUUUCGAAUCGGAGAAAGCAGAGUGGGCGGAUGUGAACAGAGUGAUAGGUUGCGGAUUUGCGCCGAGGAAGAAGAAGGUUUUCUUCACCGUUGAUUCUCAGCUGGUUCAUGCCAUACGCUGUAGCUCAGAGGUAUAUAGCAGUCCACUGUAUCCCGUCUUGGCAGCCGAUGCAGACGCCAUGAUUCUCGUAAAUCUGGGCCAAGCACCAUUCAAGUACGCGCCUGCAAACGCUGCGAGAACGCAAAAUCCCUGCUUUAUUCGGAUUACUUCCGGCGGGCGGUCGUUGUCGGGCUCCAUUGAAAGCGGCGAGCUUGCUGCAGGUCGUGCGGAUGCAGAGUGGACUGAAAAUGAAAAAAGAAGUAAGAAACAGGACCACAACUACUACAGUAGCAGUAGUAAGAAGAGCAACGGGUAUUUGGACGACGGCAUUGAAGCCGAGUCGGAUCUGUUUGAGAUUUCACUUCAGAGAUGAAAGUACGUAGGAAAGUUAUAAGAUUUUCCAUUUGGGAAGAAGAAGAGGAGGAUUUGAAACUGCUGCAAAAUAAAAAAGCAUUUUUUUUCUUCUUUUUCGAGAUACAGAGUUGUUUGAUUGCUUUAUAUGUUGGGGUGGGUUUAGUGAAGGAUUUGUACAGAUUUACGGCGUACAUGGAAUGUAAGAAUGAUAGAG
This is a messenger RNA of Phalaenopsis equestris, 1832 nucleotides long. RefSeq lists its product as uncharacterized. NCBI's taxonomy places the organism in Eukaryota, Viridiplantae, Streptophyta, Magnoliopsida, Asparagales, Orchidaceae. The coding region runs from base 282 to 1637 and encodes 451 amino acids. The record is from RefSeq and is a predicted model, not a curated record. The transcript is spliced from 3 exons.